Molecule: messenger RNA, 3319 nt
Organism: Paramisgurnus dabryanus
Lineage: Eukaryota; Metazoa; Chordata; Actinopteri; Cypriniformes; Cobitidae
Gene: etv5a
Product: ETS variant transcription factor 5a
Biological process (GO): cell differentiation; regulation of transcription by RNA polymerase II
Cellular component (GO): nucleus
Molecular function (GO): DNA-binding transcription factor activity, RNA polymerase II-specific; sequence-specific DNA binding
Source: RefSeq, a predicted model, not a curated record
GAGCAGUCCUUUUUCAGAAGCUCAUUCAAGUUUUGUGUGUCGGAGAGUGCUCAUCUAUUGAUCAGUACGAGCGAACGACAGGCAUCCUUUGGGGAUUAAAUCCGUAACAGUGUUUCUUUUUUAGUCGUUUCGAGAGUGCACGUCACCUGUGGAAGAUAACAGACGAUCCAAAAGGGCAAAACAACAAUCGCUUUUAAGCGAAGACCCAGUUCUGGGAGCCUCCUUGAAGACCCAGGUAACAUGGAUGGAUUUUAUGACCAGCAAGUUCCAUUUAUAGUCCCAUCUAAUCAGAAAUCAUUACAAGUGGAAGAACCAUACUGCAGGCCAGUUAAUGAGAGGAAAAGAAAGUUAGUGGAGACUGAACUCGCUCAGGAUACAGAAGAACUUUUCCAGGACCUCAGCCAGCUGCAGGAGAUCUGGAUAGCAGAAGCUCAGGUUCCCGAUGAUGAACAGUUUGUCCCAGAUUUCCAGUCGGAGAGCUUGAUGUUUCAUGGCCCACCACCAUCCAAGAUCAAAAGGGAACUGAGUCCCUCCAAAGAGCUCUCCCCCUGUAGCCAAGACAGAAGUCCUAUGCCGUAUGGAGAGAAGUGCCUUUACAGCUACAGUGCCUACGAAAGGAAGCCCACAACUGGGUUCAAGCCAUUGACUCCACCCUCAACGCCCGUCUCGCCGUGUGGUUCCAGCAACCCGCAUGGGACACGCACCCUGCAUGAACAGACGACGACUCCUGUCCCCAAUUCAACGUUAGGACAGCAUCUCCUUCACAGGCAGCCUUCAAUGACCAAGACCACACCAGGCCAGCCGGCACUCCCUCACCACAGCCAUAGCCCACCUUUUGCGGUGCCCUGUCCACCCCUGAACCGUGAUGCUCACUUCAAUAAUGAGCCUAGGUUUCAGCGACAACUUUCAGAGCCCUGCCUUCCAUUCCCACCUGCCGACUCCCAGGGAAGACCUAACUUCAUGCCACAUGUCCCAAGCACUUCACCUAGAGAUGGCAGACCACCUUACCAUCGCCAAAUGUCAGAACCCCUGGUUCCCGUGCCUCCUCAGGGUUUCAAACAGGAGCUCCUAGAACCACGCUACUCUGAGCAGGGUGUUCCCAACAUGGGCCCGUCCCAGGCGGCCUUCCACCCAAUGGCCAUCAAGCAGGAGCCACGUGACUUCUGCUUUGACUCUGAAGUGCCUAAGUGCCAGUCUUCAUUUGGGAGGGCAGCAAGCUUCUACCAAAGCCAUGAGAGCUUUUCAUUUGACAGAGAUCAGCAGUUAUAUUAUGAUGACACCUGUGUGGUCCCCGAGCGAAUUGAAGGGAAGAUAAAGCAAGAGCCAUCUGUGUAUCGCGAUGGUCCGCCGUACCAGCGACGUGGCUCCCUUCAACUUUGGCAGUUUCUCGUCACGCUCCUGGAUGAUCCCGCCAAUGGGCAUUUCAUCGCGUGGACGGGACGAGGAAUGGAAUUCAAACUUAUAGAGCCAGAGGAGGUGGCCCGACGCUGGGGUAUCCAGAAAAACAGGCCGGCUAUGAACUAUGAUAAGCUGAGUCGCUCCUUGCGCUACUAUUAUGAGAAAGGAAUCAUGCAGAAGGUAAAGGUUGCUGGUGAGAGGUAUGUAUACAAAUUUGUGUGUGAUCCCGAGGCACUCUUCUUCAUGGCCUUCCCAGACAACCAGAGGCCCAACCUUAAAGCAGAUCCCGAUGGCCUGCCCGGAGCAGAUGAGGACACGCUUCCACUGACACACUAUGACGAUGUGGCUUCGUACCUGGUGGACGGAGGGGAGCAGUGUGUCUCUGGGAUGCCUUUCCCCGACGGUUAUGUGUACUGAUCAGCACCCUGAAAUGUUGAUCUGACUGAAACACAUCUGUCCCUGUUGCCUCAACUCCUUCUGAACUGCCCACUUCCAGAUUAACCCUCCCAAACGUAUAAAUGAAUGAGGAGAUAUCUGCAAGACACUUUCUCUCUGGCGUCAGUCGGUGGGUAGGGGGUCGAGGAUGUGAGCAAGGACGGUUUGCAGUGCUCAUAGCAAGCGGUCAAUGCCACAGGAAGAGAGAUGGUUGAGCUGGAGCAAGAAUGGUGCUCGAAGGACAGAGAGAUCUCACUGCAAGAAUUGUAGCAAUUCUGUUUUUGACAAUCUGCUUUUUAAAAAAAAUGAUAACCAAUUAUUAAGAAGAAAAAAAAACUUAAAUGCAGCACUAUUUAAUAGAUGCCUUUUUGGUCUCAAUUAAUUUUGCGUUCCCUCCAAAUCACACAGACAAAAAGUCAAAAGGGCUUUAUAUUGCAAGGAGGAAUAAAAUGACCCGUUUGUUUCUUCACACCUGUUAAGACUCUUUAGAAAGCUGGCUUUUAUACAACAAUUUUUGUUUAAAUGUGGACAGCUUUAAUUAUGCUGUGGAUUCCUACAGAACAAUGUUUUAUUUUUUGUAUCAUUAGUUUGGUUCUGAAUGUCAGGUGUUGUUUUAUAUUAACUUUCUUUGUUUUGUGCUGGUUAACCCAAGAGUUAUUGCUGUGAGGAAUGUAAAUUUAAACCAGAGGCACUCUAUAGUAUAUUUAGUCAACUUUGCAGGACUGUUAACCCAUUGUUAAAUCUAUUUCUGUAUAUUGAAUUUGUUUUCUCCCUAAAAUGCCAAAUUUGGAAGAUAACUUUCUCACUUCACAACAUUCGAAAGGGAUGCACUUAUCAGAAUUUCUCCAUGAGGACUCUGAAUGCAUAAGUGUGAGUAAAGGGCAAACGUAUUUAGCCUCGUACAUUGCAAUUUUGUUACCAUCCUAGAUUUUAAUGCACCGGGAGAGCAGGAUUAUCAGGGCCUUGCAUGCAAUAAGGUAAAAGAAAAAUACAUUUUCAAGUUGACCACUGCUUCCUUUUGCAUGAUGUACUCAAUGAUCAGCUGUCCACUAACAUAUCGCUUUUAUGCUGGACAAAGAAGAAAUCGUGGAGUUUUCUGCAUUUGUAUUCUCUCUUUUUUCUUUUCUUUUUUGGAAAGAUGAACUUAUAUAUUUUUGCAAAGUCUGCAUUUAUUUGAUUUGAUUGUAUAAGCUGUAUAGUUCUGCCUGUAACAGAUACUCUAUGUAUGUUUUAAAUGGACCCCUGCAUUGCACACCGGUGGUUACUGGACACCCUUUCCUGGUGGGUUCGAGAGCAGUGCCUUUAAAUGAGAGGUGCAGCUUAUAAAUGAACAGUUUUCUCAUUGAAUGAGGGGCUCGCCUCAACCUCCACCACAGAAAGGUUGUCUGCACUUGUACAGGCUUAACCUUGUUCCCUCACAAUGUGUACCUUACACUGCUGAGUUUAUAAUCUGUACUGGGUACAAUAAACUGUCCAUUCUGCUUCA